AUGCUGGGGCUCAGCUGGCCCGGUUGGCUGGCAAACCGAGGCCCUGCUGGGCCUGCGGGGGCUGGCUCCUUGCUGCUUGCGGGCCGGCCCCUCCUGAGCCGCCUGUGCCCACCGCCAUGCUGUCCUCCUCUGCCUCCCCCAGGUGAUCUCUCUGGCCACCUCCUCGCCUACCUGAGCCUCAGCCCUGUGUUUGUCAUCAUCGGUUUCGUGACCCUCAUCAUAUUUAAGCGGGAGCUGCACACGAUCUCGUUCCUGGGGGGCCUGGCCCUGAAUGAGGGGGUCAACUGGCUGAUCAAACACGUCAUCCAGGAACCACGGCCCUGUGGAGGCCCCCACGCAGCCGUGGGCACCCAGUACGGGAUGCCCUCCAGCCACUCCCAGUUCAUGUGGUUCUUCUCCAUCUACUCCUUCCUGUUCCUGUAUUUACGAAUGCACCAAACAAACAACGCCAGGUUCCUGGACCUGCUGUGGAGGCACGUGCUGUCCCUGGGGCUCCUCACCGCGGCCUUCCUCGUCUCCUACAGCAGGGUCUACCUGCUGUACCACACCUGGAGCCAGGUGCUCUACGGGGGCAUCGCUGGAGGCCUCAUGGCCAUCGCCUGGUUCGUCUUCACCCAGGAGGUCCUCACACCGCUGUUCCCCAGGAUAGCAGCCUGGCCUAUCUCCGAGUUCUUCCUGAUCCGAGACACGAGCCUCAUUCCCAAUGUACUCUGGUUUGAGUACACAGUAACCCGGGCAGAAGCCAGGAACAGACAGCGCAAGCUGGGGACGAAACUGCAGUGACCGGUGGGUGUGGCUGGGUCCAGCCUCCAGAUCUGGCCUCACAAUGCCUUGCAGGAUGGACGGAACGACGGACAGAAGGACGAGGCAGAGACCGCGACAGACCCAAGUCACCGAGUGGAGCCUUUUUUUUCCUUAUGUUAAUUUUAACGAACAAGGUAGACCAAAGGGCUGAGCCAGCCCCUCUACCAGGACCCUGGAGGACUUGCUGCCUGGGGCCAUGGCCAGAGACCCUCCAGUGCUGCCACCAGCCCCCGGCCCGGCAGGAAGUGCCCUUGGUGCGGGCACCUGGGUGUGGGGCAGAGGAGGAGGGCUGGCGCCUCUGGUCUCGGGGCCAGGAAUUCCAGGUGACGUGGAAAGUGCACACUAUUUAUUUUUUGUUUUGUCACGGGCAGGUGGGACUUGGGAGGGGGUGCCGAAGAGCCUGCCCCCGUUGGCUUCCCAGGGGCCGACCGCUGCCUUUCCUGGGCCUGAGGCUGGCUGGACCGGGAGGAGGGGCGCCCUGGGCCCUGCCUGCCACCCUUGCCAUUCCAGAACCUCGGUCAGUGUUUCCCGUCGGGGCAGGGUCCGGAGUGAGUGCGCGUCUGGCGCUGCUGCCGUUGCUGUCGUGUUCGGCCCCGGACACACCCUGCACCACAAGGGCUUUCUCUGGUUCCCUGUCCCCAAGACAGUAGUCCCUUUCUCACAAAAGAGCCUGCACAUGUGGGUGACAAACCCAAGCUGUUUACAGCUCUUUUCUCGUCCUGCCAUCCGGUAGUGGCCAGGCCUCAGCCCCAUCCGCACAGGACCUGGGGGCCGGGAGGAGAGGGGCGAGGCCUGGGGGCCGGAAGUCCCUGCCUGCCCUCUGAGUGCUCCCAGUAUGUCCUCGUCCUCCCUGCCCCGCCUGCGACCGACUGGGAGCCCGUGUCAGGGGUGGGCCCACAGGUCCCUGCCAGCUCGGUUCGGAGGAGGGCUCUCUUCAAGGGACCCCAUCCCUGCAUCGCUCUGAGACAGUCAGGUGAGGAGAUGCUUCGACUUGCAGAGGUUUCCAGACCUGAACUGGGCCAUGCGGGACCUGUGUUCCAACCCCCCCCUUUUUCUUUGUGGAGAUUCCCAAUCUGCUGCUAAAGCACAACGUUUUGGUGCUUUCUCGUUUGUUCAAGACCGUGUCCACAGUCAUUCCCGAUGCCAGGACCAGGGGGCUUACUUGUAGGGAAGGUAGGGCGAUUCCCACGUUUCCCUCCCCUUCCCCGAUUCUUUUUAUUUUGUACUUUUUGCCUGAGACAAGCCGAGUGUGAGGUGGUUUGAUUCAAGAAAAAUCAAUGAAAUUGUUUACUAUUGUUUUAAAAUAAAAUCUUAAACUCUG
Molecule: messenger RNA, 2125 nt
Organism: Carlito syrichta (Philippine tarsier)
Lineage: Eukaryota; Metazoa; Chordata; Mammalia; Primates; Tarsiidae
Gene: DOLPP1
Product: dolichyldiphosphatase 1
Exons: 7
Coding region: 1-783 (260 amino acids)
Biological process (GO): lipid biosynthetic process; protein N-linked glycosylation
Cellular component (GO): intracellular membrane-bounded organelle; endoplasmic reticulum membrane
Molecular function (GO): dolichyldiphosphatase activity
Source: RefSeq, a predicted model, not a curated record